AUGCAAUAUACUGCACUGGAUAAAUCCAACUACCAAAUCAGGCUGCUGCAUCUCUCUCCUUCAUCGGAUCGACGGAGUAUUAUUGCUUGCCAUUUCAGCGUCACAUCGUUGCUUGCAGGGGCUCGAAACACAAACUAUGAAGCUCUAUCCUACGCAUGGGGAGAGCCUUUGCUUGAUCGGUCCAUCAAUCUAGAAGGAACGCACUUUGCAGUGACGGCAAACCUUCUCUCAAUUCUAAGAGCUCUUCGAUAUGCAGAUCAAGUCCGCGUACUCUGGAUUGACGCUAUCUGCAUCGACCAACACAACGUCCUGGAGCGGUCUCAUCAGGUCUCGCGAAUGAACGACAUAUACUCCAGAGCCUCAAAUGUCAUUGUGUGGCUGGGCGAGCCGCGUUCUGAUGCAGCGCUCGCUUUCAGUUUUCUUGAAGAGUUUGGGCAUAAUCCCAGCGAACAUCUAACGUUGCAUCGAACAGAGCGUAAUGUCGAACAGACGGCGAUGUCUGUCCGUUCGCUGUUGACGAGAUCCUGGUGGACACGUAUUUGGACUGCACAAGAAUGGAUCCUUGCCAAAUCAUCCAUCUUUCAGUGUGGACAGCAUGUUCUCGAUGGUGAUGUGCUUUUCCGGUGUCUGGACCAUUUCCGCCGCCACGUCAAAAGCAUCGAUUGCUGUGACAUGCAGCUAAGCUCGGACUUCCUGUUCAGGAUAGGAGAUUCGCUACAGCCAGCGCUUGCUCUGAGCUUGGUGAAACAGUCUUACGCCGAGCAGGACUUCUCAUACAGUCUUGGUUUUCUCCGAGUACGGCAGGCCACCGACCCUCGCGACAAAGUGUACGGCAUCUUGGCUUUGGCAGCAGAGCGAUACGCAGGCCUCCUGAAGGCCAAUUAUAAUCUGCCUGUGGAACAAGUGUACGAGCAAAUUGCGAUAGCGCUCAUUGAGCGCACUGGCCGCCUCGAUAUUCUCAGCCAUGUAGCUCCGAACCAGUCACGCAAUCUGAACGUACCGACAUUUGUUCCCGACUGGACAGUGGAGCUAGGCAAGGAGUAUAGCAGUGACUGGACAGAGAGGUUUCGUAAUCUCUAUAGAUACAAUGCCUGUCUAAGCAAAGCUGCCGACUUCGAAGCCAAACCAGGUGUUCUCUAUAUCAAGGGUAUUUUGACUGAUAGCAUAGUGACUAUGUCACCGAGGCGUCUGGGCUCAUAUCGCAAGACACGCUCAUACUGUAAUGAGAUACUGGAUGAUAUGUAUGAGAUCGCUGAGCCAGUCGAGGACAAGCCCUACGAUGGCCGAUACCAGACACGGAAGGAAGCCUUCUGGCUCACCAUGUGCGGUGGAUAUGAGACUAAUGCGAUAGACCGUCGCAGCCAUAUCAGCAAGCGUCGCUUGUCCUCUUACCAGUGCUUCGAGAGUUGGGAAGAGUGGUUCAGAGGGUCGCGCACAACGUACCAAACCAGCGAUUACCAGCUCCGUAGUGUUACUGAUAGCAUUGCCUCCGUGAGCAAGGGCCGGACGUUUUGCAUCACCGAGAAAGGCCUUAUGGGCUGGAUCCCCAAGAACUGUUUGCCUGGAGAUUGUGUAGCUGUCAUGACAGGGGGCAGAGUCCCCAUCAUAUUAAGGCCGCAUGAUGGAUACUACACCGUACUUGGAGACGCUUACAUACAUGGAAUCAUGGAUGGCGAGGCGAUACAUGCGGGCGAUUUCAAGUAUCUGGAAUUGCGCUAG
Messenger RNA from Boeremia exigua, 1719 nucleotides. RefSeq names its product heterokaryon incompatibility protein-domain-containing protein. The coding region runs from base 1 to 1719 and encodes 572 amino acids. The transcript has a single exon. The record is from RefSeq and is a predicted model, not a curated record. NCBI's taxonomy places the organism in Eukaryota, Fungi, Ascomycota, Dothideomycetes, Pleosporales, Didymellaceae.